AAUUGAUCUGUUUCCUCUUUGCUCGCAGCUUAAUUUGUUAAGGUUAGCAGACAGCCAGACACCCAUGGCGUCUUCGUCCAUGGCGCGUGUCGUCCCCCUUCUCCUGCUGCUCCUCCUCGUCGUGUGGCCGUGCCCCGCCGCGUCGGCCGGCCGGAACGACGACCCGCCGGGCGCGUCCUGCUACAAGCGGCUGUUCAGCCUGGGCGACUCCAUCACCGACGCCGGUAACCUCGCCAGCGUGGCCCCCAACACCUCCGUCCUAGCGUUCCCCUACGGCGAGACCUUCUUCCGCCGCCCCACCGGCCGCUUCUGCGACGGCAGGCUCAUCGUCGACUUCAUCGCGGAGGCGUUGAAGCUGCCGUUCCUGACCCCGUUCCUCGCCGGGAAGACGGCGGCGGACUUCCGGCAGGGGGCGAACUUCGCAGUGUCCGGCGCGACGGCGCUGAGCCAGCAGUUCUUUAAAGACAUGGGUCUUGACCUGGCCAUCCUGCCGCCCUUCUCGCUGGACGUGCAGCUCGAGUGGUUCAAGCGCGUGCUCCACUUGCUCGGCCCUACUGAGAAAGAGCGCCAGGACAUCAUGUCGAGCUCGCUGUUCCUGUUAGGGGAGAUCGGGAUCAACGACUACAACCACCCCUUCUUCCAGAACCGGUCCUUCGUCGACGAGAUCAGGCCCCUGGUCCCAAAAGUUAUCGAAAAGAUCGAAAACGCCACCAAGGUGCUGUUCGGGCUUGGAGCGAAGACGAUCGUGGUCCCCGGGACGAUCCCCGUGGGGUGCAUGCCUCGGUACCUGACCAUGUUCCAGAGCGACAACCCCGGCGACUACGACGCCGCCGGGUGCAUCCGGUGGCUCAACGACUUCGCCGAGGAGCACAACCGCGCGCUCCGGCGCAUGCUGGGGCAGCUCCGCCCCCGCGACGACCACCCGGGGGUCGCCGUCGUCUACGCCGACUACUACGGCGCCAUCCUGGAGAUCACCCGCAACCCUCUCAAGCACGGGUUCAGGAAGGAUGUCGCGUUGACGGCGUGCUGCGGCGACGGAGGCCCCCACAACUCCGGCACGCUCAUCGCCUGCAACGCCACGUCGGUCCUGUGCCCGGACCCGUCCAGGCACAUCUCGUGGGACGGCGUGCACCUCACCGAAGCGGCCUACCAGUUCGUGGCGGGGGGCGUGCUCGACGGCCCGUACGCAGCGCCGCCCAUCCUGUCCAAAUGCAGAUGCUGAUCAUCAUCAGCUGCAGCCCGCAGAACGGCUUGGUCUCAUUGUCUGCGUGCGUGAUUGUGAAAUGGGCCCGGCCAAAUAAAAAACAAUGUACUCCAAAAAAACUUUAUUUG
Molecule: messenger RNA, 1332 nt
Organism: Setaria italica (foxtail millet)
Lineage: Eukaryota; Viridiplantae; Streptophyta; Magnoliopsida; Poales; Poaceae
Product: GDSL esterase/lipase At1g28600
Exons: 5
Coding region: 65-1222 (385 amino acids)
Molecular function (GO): hydrolase activity, acting on ester bonds
Source: RefSeq, a predicted model, not a curated record